AACACUUCUUUUGUUCUCUUUGGGCAAGGAAUAUUGUUCCUUCUGCUUUUCUCUUUGUUCCCUGCCUUUUGAAUUCCUUCCGUUGAAAAACCUGAUCGAUGCAAUGAAGCCGCUCUGCCUUUCCACCUCCCUGUGUUCAUGUGUCUCCACGCACUCGCACACGCGAUCUGAGCGUCCGAUCUACGCCAAUGGAACAGAACAAAAGCUCCCUAGCUGCACACCUCCAUUCGACUAUACAAACAGAUUACCCCAUACCAUACUGCAGCAACAGCAACUCCGCGGCCGCGCGCCUACAAUACCGCCGCGAGGCUCUCGUACGCUUUUCGCACUAGCCGUGAGCAUCCAGAGCAUCUGCGCACCUCCACCACCACCACCACCACCACCACCACCACCACCAUCAGCAUCGGCGCCGCGUCGCGGAUCGAAGCCGCGCGCCUGCAGGGAUCGCUAUGGACGGGCAGCCGGGCAGCGGUGGCGGAGCGGGGGACGACGACUGCGACGCGGUGGCGAGGGCGUUCGUGGAGUACUACUACCGCACGUUCGACGCCAACCGCGGCGCGCUCGCGGCGCUCUACGGCCCCCACACCUCCGUGCUCUCCUUCGAGGGCCACGCCGUCGCGGGCGCCGAGGAGAUCGGCCGGAAGCUGGCGCAGCUGCCCUUCGACCAGUGCCGCCACUCUGUCUCCACCGUCGACUGCCAGCCCUCGCCGUCGUUGCCGGGCAGCAUCCUCGUCUUCGUCAGCGGCAACCUCCAGCUCGCCGGCGAGGACCACCAGCUCAGGUUCAGCCAGAUGUUUCAGCUGGUGCCCAACGAGCAGGGGAGCUUCUUCGUGCAGAACGACAUAUUCCGGCUCAACUACGGGUGACGCGCGCGGUCGCGUGCGCUUGCCGAAAGGAAGCGGAUGCUCGUUCGUCGGGGGGUGCUGUCGUGCCGCAUGGACGCCGGGCGCGUGAUCCUCUGUUUUUAUUUUUCUUGUUUCGCUUUCAGUCUUGCCGUGUGGUCGUGUAGGAUGUAGCAACACCAAACGUUUCCUUCCACAAAGCGUAGCGUCCUAAAUAAAUUAAAGUCAGGUCAUGCAUGUAUGCGCGCCGUCAAAUUCGACCUGCCGCCAUCAAUGCUCGCGCUCCAAGCGAAUUUUGUCGCGUCAAAGCUCCUCAUGCUAUCACUGGUAGUGAAAAAUGUGAAAUGAGAUUAUCGCAAAAAAAGAAAAGAAAAGAAGGUGAAAUCUA
Messenger RNA from Panicum hallii, 1230 nucleotides. RefSeq names its product nuclear transport factor 2B-like. The transcript is spliced from 2 exons. Lineage: Eukaryota; Viridiplantae; Streptophyta; Magnoliopsida; Poales; Poaceae. The record is from RefSeq and is a predicted model, not a curated record. Gene Ontology annotation, biological process: nucleocytoplasmic transport. The coding region runs from base 450 to 866 and encodes 138 amino acids. Gene Ontology annotation, cellular component: nuclear pore central transport channel.